Strongyloides ratti is the source of this 498-nucleotide messenger RNA. RefSeq lists its product as hypothetical. The coding region runs from base 1 to 498 and encodes 165 amino acids. The record is from RefSeq and is a predicted model, not a curated record. The transcript has a single exon. Lineage: Eukaryota; Metazoa; Nematoda; Chromadorea; Rhabditida; Strongyloididae.
AUGUUAUGGAUAUGUCUGGAACCAUCAAGUGAAGAAAAGUUUGUUUUUAAUAGUUUUAAUAAAAAUGUUAACAAGGACUAUGUUAAAAUGUUAGUUGAUGAAGCAAUUGAACGUCUUCAACAAAAAUAUGACAAAGAAACAUUGACAUAUAGAAAAGCAGCUCAAGAAUAUUAUAAAUAUUUAGAUGAUAAAAUAAAUACUAUUAAAAUUAAUAAUAACACACUAUUAAAAGAAAAUGAAAUUUUAAGAAAGGAAUAUAAAAGAAUGAAUAAAAAUUUGUUUUAUAAUGAAGAUUUUAUUGAAAUGCCUGAAGAUUAUGAAAUUGAAAUGAAAAAAAAGAAAUAUAAAAGUUUCGAAGAUAUAUUAACGAAAAGAUAUACCUCGAAGCAAUUAACAGAUAUACAAAAUUCACAAAAAAAUAACAGAAUAAAUACUAAAAUUAAAAAAAUAGAUUCAAAUAUUAAAUUAAAGACCAUUAAAUCUAAAUGGUAUUUAUAA